This is a messenger RNA of Knipowitschia caucasica, 996 nucleotides long. Lineage: Eukaryota; Metazoa; Chordata; Actinopteri; Gobiiformes; Gobiidae. The record is from the annotation of a GenBank genome assembly.
AUGGAGGACGGUCUCCAAUACCAACGCGCCGGAUUACAGACACCAGCGAUGCCGGGGCUCAGCUGUCGCUUCUACCAGCAUCGCUUCCCGGAGGUGGAGGAUGUGGUGAUGGUGAAUGUGCGCUCCAUCGCAGAGAUGGGCGCCUACGUCAGCCUACUGGAGUACAACAACAUCGAGGGCAUGAUCCUGCUGAGCGAGCUGUCCAGGAGACGCAUCCGCUCCAUCAACAAACUCAUCCGCAUCGGCCGCAACGAGUGUGUGGUGGUGAUCCGGGUGGACAAGGAGAAAGGAUAUAUCGAUUUAUCCAAAAGAAGAGUGUCCCCAGAGGAAGCCAUCAAGUGUGAAGAUAAAUUUACCAAAUCUAAAACUGUGUACAGCAUCCUGCGGCACGUGGCAGAGGUACUCGAGUACAGCAAAGACGAGCAGCUGGAGAGUCUGUACCAGCGCACGGCCUGGGUGUUCGACGAGAAGUACAAGAGACCCGGUUACGGCGCCUAUGAUGUCUUCAAGCAGGCCGUGUCAGACCCCGCGAUCCUGGAUGGACUGGAGCUGUCUGAGGAGGAGAGGAAUGUUCUCAUCGACAACAUCAACAGGAGGCUCACUCCACAAGCCGUGAAGAUCAGAGCAGACAUCGAGGUGGCCUGUUACGGCUACGAGGGCAUCGACGCAGUGAAGGAGGCUUUGAAAGCAGGACUCUGCUGCGCCACAGAAACUAUGCCCAUCAAGAUCAACCUGAUCGCACCUCCGCGGUACGUGAUGACCACGACCACUUUGGAGCGCACUGAGGGCCUGUCGGUGCUGAACCAGGCCAUGGCGGCCAUCAAGGAGAAGAUCGAGGAGAAACGAGGAGUCUUCAACAUCCAGAUGGAGCCGAAGGUGGUGACGGACACGGACGAGACGGAGCUGGCCCGGCAGCUGGAGCGGCUGGAGCGGGAGAACGCGGAGGUGGACGGUGACGAUGAUGCCGAGGAGAUGGAAGCCAAGACCGAAGAUUAA